Molecule: messenger RNA, 732 nt
Organism: Spirodela intermedia
Lineage: Eukaryota; Viridiplantae; Streptophyta; Magnoliopsida; Alismatales; Araceae
Source: the annotation of a GenBank genome assembly
AUGUCUUCGUCGGGAAAGAAGUUUCUGAUGCGGCAUCCGGUGGUGGUGGACCUGGGCUGCGGCUGCCGGCGGGGGAAGCUGUCCUCCCUCUUCUCGGCGCAGCCGAAGCCGAGGACGAAGACGAAGGAGAAACCCUAUUCAGCUCCCAAGGAGCAGCAGCACCACCACCACCAUUACCGCCACCCUCUCUCCUCGUACUACCCCUUCUCCCCCUCCACCUCCGCCACCACCGCCGCCACCUCCCCCUGGGAAACCAGCAACAAUCCCUCCUCCAUUUCCACUACCACCGCCUCCCUCUACGACGACGACGCCUCCUCUCCGUCCUCCUACGCCAACUGGGGAAAGAAGCAGAAGCAGAAGCCGGAGCCCGCCGCCAAGAAGCCCGCCGGGGGGAAGCGCCGUGGGAAGGGCCGCGUGGGGGAGAGCGUGGCGGUCGUGAAGGAGUCGGAGGACCCCUACGUUGACUUCCGCGACUCCAUGCUGCAGAUGAUCCUGGAGAAGGAGAUCUUCGCAUGGGAGGACCUGCAGGACUUGCUCAACCGGUUCCUCGCCCUCAACGCACCCUGCCACCACGACGUCAUCGUCCGCGCCUUCUCCGAGAUCUGGAACGGCGUCUUCUCCUACGUCUCCGCCCCUCCUCCGCCCCCCUCCGGCGGCGCCGCCGCCGCGCCGUACCGGAAGCACGGGAGGCCCCGCGGCGGGCCUCGCCGGAAGCCUCCCACACGUCUCUGA